This is a messenger RNA of Closterium sp. Naga37s-1, 2496 nucleotides long. The record is from the annotation of a GenBank genome assembly. NCBI's taxonomy places the organism in Eukaryota, Viridiplantae, Streptophyta, Zygnematophyceae, Desmidiales, Closteriaceae.
AUGCCGCCUGUUUCGUUACGAUGUGCUCCCGCUGCCGCUGUGGUCGUCGUCCUAUGUGUCCUCCUGUCGCCUAGCAUGCCCGGGCUUCCCGCUGCUACCCCCGCCAUGGCGCAAAUCAUCGCCGCCUCGCAAUGUAACGUGCCUCUUGCGCCCCGCCGCUCUUUCCCGCCAAUUCCCCGCGCGUCUGUCCCUACCGAUGGCCGCUGCAUUGUCCCUCGCGUCGUCGUUCUUAAUUGUUUCCUUUCUUCCCGCUCCUCACCCUUCGCGGGCCCCUCUCUCGCUCCGCCACGUGUCUUGCUUUCCCCGCGUGGACCCCCUCCCCGCAACCCCCCGCUCCCGCCCCCGCCGGUCUUCCCCCCGCCGUCCCUCACCCCAACUUCUCCCCUAUUCCCCCCGUCGUGCGCGCGCGCUUCCCACUGCGUUCUCCCGCGCGUCCCCGCAGCGGCGGUGUUGGCGGAGUGUGUGACGGCGUGGGGCGCGGAGAGCCUGCCGGCAUGGCGCGCGGGGAGCAACUGCAGGGCGGGCGCGCAGUGGCUGCAAUGCGACGACGCGGGCAUGCUCACCGCCAUCAAGCUGGGGUGGCUGGGGCCGGGCAAGAAGCUGGCGGGGUCCAUUCCCACCGCACUGGGCCUGCUCACCAAGCUCACCUUCCUCCGUGUGUCUCUUUGGGAUCUAAGCUACAACCAGCUGGUGGGCUCCAUUCCCUCUACCAUCUCCAACCUUGCCAACCUGCGUAUUCUGUCGCUGAGUGGCAACAAGUUGGUGGGGUCUAUUCCACCAGGCAUAGGUGCCCUCACGGCGCUCACAGAGCUCACGCUGCACAACAAUGAGCUGCAGGGGCGCGUACCGCCCGCCAUCACCAACCUCUCCAGCCUUGCCACGCUAAACAUGAGGGAUAACGGGCUGACGGGAGCCAUUCCCAGCUCCAUCUGGACCCUUGCCCACCUUCAGGACCUGUGCGCGCUCUCUCCUUCCCUCCCUCUUCCCCCGUCCAUAGCAUCCCUAUUUCCGCCUUGCUCUGCUUGCUCGGCGCAGCUGGAGGGCAACCGCCUCUCAGGCACCCUGCCGGCAUCCCUGGGGGCCAUGCCAGCUCUGGCAGAGAUCUCACUGCAGGAAAACGAGCUGUCUGGCUCUAUACCUACUGUCCUCGCCCCUCUCACUGCUCUCACCCACCUGUCAGUCACGCACCACACAAACCCACGCCCUUCUCUCUUCCUGUCCUUCCCUCUGCUUCUCCUUCCCUCUGCUUCUCCUUCCCUCUGCUUCUCCUUCCCUCUGCUUCUCCUUCCCUCUGCUUCUCCUUCCCUCUGCUUCUCCUUCCCUCUGCUUCUCCUUCCCUCUGCUUCUCCUUCCCUCUGCUUCUCCUUCCCUCUGCUUCUCCUUCCCUCUGCUUCUCCUUCCCUCUGCUUCUCCUUCCCUCUGCUUCUCCUUCCCUCUGCUUCUCCUUCCCUCUGCUUCUCCUUCCCUCUGCUUCUCCUUCCCUCUGCUUCUCCUUCCCUCUGCUUCUCCUUCCCUCUGCUUCUCCUUCCCUCUGCUUCUCCUUCCCUCUGCUUCUCCUUCCCUCUGCUUCUCCUUCCCUCUGCUUCUCCUGCCCUCUGCUUCUCCUUCCCUCUGCUUCUCCUUCCCUCUGCUUCCCCUUCCCUCUGCUUCUCCUUCCCUCUGCUUCUCCUUCCCUCUGCUCAUCCUUCUCGUCGGCUUUCACAGAAGCCAUUCAUCACAGGCCCUCUACCAAUCGACAUCACCACCCUCUCUGCCCUCGCUCACUUGUACUGCCUCCCCCUCACUCUCCCCCCUUCCGACUCCCUUCGUCCCUUCAUCUUCCUCCAUCUUCUUCCCCCGACAUCUCCGUCUACUCGCUUAAUGACCCUUCCCCCUCCCUUUCCACUGCUGCCAGUCCGCCCACUCCUUCAAGCUCCUCUGCUCUGCUUCUCUGUUGCUUACACCUCCUCAUCUUGCUGUUCCUCCGCCCUGGCCUCCAAUCCGUCUCUUCUCAGCGUGCCUACCCUCUCUGCUCUCGCCUUUUCAAGGCAGCUGAAAAGGGGUUCUCCCAAAAUCUCUGCUCUACUCGUCCUCCUCCGUGCCCCCACCAGGCGUCUGAGCAACAACCUGCUAAGCGGCUCCAUCCCAGAGUCCAUCACUGCUCUCGCCAGCCUCGUCUACGUGUCAGUCCCAACUCAACCGCCCCCAACCGCUUCCCAUACCAACCCCCCCCCCACCCCAGCACUGGCAAGCUGUAAACCCCAUACAUCAUUCUGCCAACCCUGUCGUACAUCCAACUCCCCCUCCCAUGUCUUGAUUGUUGUCUUUCUCCACCCGUCCCUCUCCCCCCGCCCUGCCUUCUCCCCCCCACCUCCCCCUCACCUUCUCCCCACCUCCCCCUCACCUUCCCCCCACCUCCCCCUCACCUUUCCCCCCACCUCCUCCUCACAACCCCUCCCCCACCUCCCCCUGCCCCAGCAUGCUGGGCUACAACAUUCUGUCGGGCAGCAUUCCUGA